Messenger RNA from Diplodia corticola, 1665 nucleotides. RefSeq names its product glycosyltransferase family 69 protein. The record is from RefSeq and is a predicted model, not a curated record. Bases 1 to 1665 code for a protein of 554 amino acids. Lineage: Eukaryota; Fungi; Ascomycota; Dothideomycetes; Botryosphaeriales; Botryosphaeriaceae. The transcript has 2 exons.
AUGCCGUUCAACAUGUCCCGGCCUCGUGCGCGCGCCCCGCGCUACGAGCCCCUUCGCCCGUCGUCGUCGUCCUCUGAAGACUCGGAGCGCUCCUUCCCCGAGAACUACUGCGACACGCCCAAAUCGGAGGACCUCGACGACAUCGCCGAAAGGACGUCGCGAUGGGUGCCUCUCCGUUAUAUGCCCGCCAUCAGAGGCGGCGCCGUCCACGAGGCCUACCACUACCGAAGCAUGGCUAGGCUACGCAGACCUCGAAGGACAAUCCUGCGAUGCGUUCUCUGGUCUCUUGUUCUCCUUCCGUACCUUGUGUGUGUCCUGGUCGUCACCACCAUGGUCUUGAGGCCCUCGUACACGCAUGCGCCGGCGCACUACGACCAGCUGCGGGAGCGAGCCACGCAGUCGUUGGCACCAGGCCGCGGAAACGUGAACAACGAGAAGGUCUUCAUUGCGUCAAGCAUCUAUGACGACGAGGGCAUGUUGGCUGGUGGGGCGUGGGGCAAGGCUGUGUUGGAUUUGGUGGAUCUGCUCGGCCCGGAAAACGUCUAUCUAAGCAUUUACGAAAACGACCCCGAGCCGGCCGCGAAGCAUGCCCUCGAGCAGUUCAAGGAGAGGGUCACCUGCAACUCCUCGAUUGUUUCAGAGCAUCUCCCCCUUGACGACGUGCGUCGAGUGACUGUGCCGAACGGCGAGAGGCGUAUCAAGCGGAUUGCAUACCUCGCCGAGGUUCGGAACCGGGCCUUGCGGCCGCUGCAGAGCGCCGAGGUCACCUUCGACAAGGUGCUCUUCCUCAACGACGUGUAUUUCGACCCUGUGGACGCCGCCCAGCUUCUCUUCUCCACCAAUGUGGACGAGAACGGCCGUACCGACUACCGCGCUGCCUGCGCUGUGGAUUUCAUUAACCCUUUCAAAUUCUACGACACGUUCGCGUCUCGGGAUUUGGAAGGCCACAGCAUGGGGAUUCCGUUCUUCCCCUGGUUUGCCAGCGCCGGAUACGACGCAACCAGGAACGACGUCAUUGGCCAGAAGGAUGCGGUGCGUGUUCGCAGCUGCUGGGGCGGUAUGAUAAGCUACGAAGCCAAGUGGUUCCAAUCCACCGAGGCGCUCGCUUCGACGGAUCCUUCCGAGGGCACUGCCUGGGGUGUAGCCACAGCCGCCGGACACAACGACCCACAGGUUCCGGCAAACAGCUCGGCCAUCCGCUUCCGUUUUGAGGACCGUACAUACUGGGACGCUUCCGAAUGCUGCCUCGUCAAUGCGGACAUCCAGAAGCCGCGGGAACCUGGAGACCCGUACUCGGCCAGCGGAAUCUACCUGAACCCCUACAUCCGCACAGCUUACGACGAGCGCACUCUUUCGUGGCUGUGGCUGACUCGGCGGCCCGAGCGGCUCUAUUCUCCGAUCCACAACAUCCUGAACUGGUUCGUGGGGUUCCCCGGGUUCAACCCGCGCCGGCUGCUGGAGCCCGGGCAAGAAAUCACGGAGAAGGUGUGGGAGUACAACUCGCCGUACGAGGAGGGCAAGGACAUGACGGGCCAGUGGAAAGAGGUCCAAACGAUAGCUCCGCCCGGAUUUUUCUGCGGAAGCAGGAAGCUGCUCGUGCUGGGGGAGAAGGAGGAUGAGCCGAAGUGGAUGAACCUUCCGGCGCCCUUGGACACUAUUGUUUGA